Acaulospora colombiana is the source of this 1230-nucleotide messenger RNA. The record is from the annotation of a GenBank genome assembly. NCBI's taxonomy places the organism in Eukaryota, Fungi, Glomeromycota, Glomeromycetes, Diversisporales, Acaulosporaceae.
AUGGCAGAUUCUACGAGCGGAAGCUAUAAUGAAGGCGAUGUUGCCUGGGUUUUGGCCUCUACGUGCUUGGUCUGGAUUAUGAUUCCGGGAAUAGGUUAUAUUUAUAGUGGAAUGUCGCCGCGAGGCAAUGCAUUAUCCGCUCUUAUGUUAGGUUUCUUAGCAAUCCCAGUUGUAUCUAUUCAAUGGCUCUUAUAUGGUUAUAGCAUAACGUUCAGUAGUACUGGAGGUUCAUUUAUUGGUAAUUUUAAGGAUGCAUUAUUCUUGGAAGAUAUAUCGGAAAUAAUUGUUCAUAAUAGCACGAGCCCAACUGGUAACGUAAAUUACGUAGCGAUACCAAAACUUGCACACGCUGUCUUCCAAUUGAUGUUUGCUGCGAUCACACCGGCGAUGGUGUUUGGCUCGGUAUCAGGACGGAUUCGAACGAUUCCUGCUCUCGUAUUCAUUUUUGUCUGGUCCACGGUUGUCUAUGAUUUCAUAGCUUAUUGGUGUUGGUCAAAUAACGGAUGGCUUGGCGCAUGGGGAGUACUUGAUUUUGCAGGUGGAACACCAGUUCACAUUUCUUCAGGCGCGGCCGCUCUGGCGUAUUGUAUAGUAGUAAAUACUGACCCAGAAGUGCGAAGAAACUUACCCAAUGACACAACGGACGUGAUACUCGGUACUCUUUUUCUCUGGUUUGGAUGGUUCGGGUUUAAUGGCGGCUCUGCACUAGGCGCAAAUUUGAGAGCAAUCAUGGCUUGUAUUGUAACCAAUAUAUCAGCAUCAGCGGGUGGCCUGACUUGGAUGUUUUUAGACUACUAUUUAUCUGUCGAUCUAGUAGAUGGACCAAAAUUAUCGGCCGCUAGCUUUUGCUCUGGAGCAUUGGCGGGACUAGUCGCGAUCACUCCGGGGUCUGGUUAUGUUAAACCAUAUGCUGCAUUGAUUUUUGGAGUACUUGCCGGGCUUAUUUGCGGAAUGGCUAGCAGACUGGAUAGUCAUAGGUCCUUUCGGUCAUUAUACUUUGAUAAUUUUCAGGUUUUUGCUGUUCAUGGAGUAGGUGGUUUCGUUGGAAACAUUUUAACCGGUAUAUUCGCCGACAAAAAUAUUGCGUUACUCAACGGACAAGUGAUCGACGGUGGUGUUAUUAAUGGGAAUGGAAUUCAAUUAUUCAAACAGUUAGUUUCUUCCCUUGUGGGAUUAUCAUGGCUGCAGUCACGAGCUCACGUCAAUAAUCGUAAUCUGGCUUCAUUAUAG